Messenger RNA from Daphnia pulicaria, 1201 nucleotides. RefSeq names its product NECAP-like protein CG9132. NCBI's taxonomy places the organism in Eukaryota, Metazoa, Arthropoda, Branchiopoda, Diplostraca, Daphniidae. Gene Ontology annotation, cellular component: membrane; clathrin vesicle coat. The record is from RefSeq and is a predicted model, not a curated record. Gene Ontology annotation, biological process: endocytosis. The transcript has 5 exons. Bases 170 to 904 code for a protein of 244 amino acids.
UAGUUAACUGAUAAUAGUAAAGUCUGCUCUUUCUUUUAGCUGUCAGUUUUCUUUCAUGAAGUUUUUCUUUUGCAGCUGAAAUUAGGUUGCUGACGAUCAGACUAGAUCUAUAAUCACUUUAGAUUGGUAGUCUGUUUGCUGUGUACUGAAUUUGCCCAGUUGAAGCGCUAUGGAAGACUACGAAGCAAUUUUACUAGUUAAGCAGGAAGUUUUUGUUUUUAAAAUACCUCCACGUACUUCCAAUCGAGGAUACAGAGCUGCAGAUUGGAAUUUAUCUGCCCCCGACUGGACAGGUCGAAUGCGUCUGUUAGCUAAAGGUACCGAAUGCAUCCUCAAGUUAGAGGAUAAAGUUAGCGGAGAACUGUUCGCAAAGUGUCCCGUUGAUACGUAUCCUGGAAUUGCUAUUGAAGCAGUGAGCGACUCCUCAAGAUAUUUUGUAGUCCGCAUUCAAGAUGAUUCAGGACGGGCUGCUUUCAUUGGUGUGGGCUUUGCUGACCGUUCAGACAGUUUCGAUUUAAACGUUGCACUUCAAGAUCACUUCAAGUGGGUCAAACAAAGCCAAGAGAUUGAAAAGGAAGGUACAACAGAAGAGGCUGCUAAACCCCGAUUAGAUCUCAGUUUCAAGGCCGGAGAGACGAUCAAAAUCAACAUGAAAAUUGGGAAAAAAGACGGGGACAGUGUUACCAAGCCAAAAGCCAAAACCUUAGGAGGACUGCCUCCUCCUCCGGGUGGUAUGCGCUUAGCCCCACCUGGAGCCAAGUUAACUGAUGGUGCUGACGGUGGCUUUAAACAACAAUCAGAACCGCAACAACAAGAAUGGGGCGAUUUCACGAGUGCUGGACCUAGCCCCAACGCAGCAGCUUCUCCAAAAGCACCAGUGAGUUCCAAUUGGGUUCAAUUUUGAAUCGAGUCAGAACAUUUACAAAAUUUGAUCUUGGUCUUCUUAAUACGAAUCUGGCAUAAAAGAACGGCGACUGAUUGGCUGUAAACGAGUAAAGUCUUUCUGUUCUCUCACAUUCCUCCCUAUUGUUGAGUUAAACCGAAUCUGAAUGUUAAUUCAAUUUAUUAUCAAUCACUUACCCCAUAACUCCUCUAUAUGAAUAGGUUCAGUGUUGUUGUAUUAUUGAUUGGGUAUUAUCGUAGUGCAUGUUUGUGUUGCUACAGCCAGUCUUCUCAUACAACGGUUACUUAAAAACUUUAA